Lathyrus oleraceus (garden pea) is the source of this 1095-nucleotide messenger RNA. RefSeq lists its product as uncharacterized. The record is from RefSeq and is a predicted model, not a curated record. The transcript is spliced from 4 exons. The coding region runs from base 1 to 1095 and encodes 364 amino acids. Lineage: Eukaryota; Viridiplantae; Streptophyta; Magnoliopsida; Fabales; Fabaceae.
AUGGAACAAGAGAAUCCUACCUAUAGGGAAACCUUGGCUUUGUUCCAAGGAAAAAUGGACACCUUCCAAGGUAACAUGAACACCAUAAUGGAGUACCUUCAAGCUCAGAAGACUACUAUUUCUACUUCUGCCAAUCCCGCUACUGCUGCAGUUACUAAUGUCGUUGUUGUCACCACUUUUGUUGAUGCUGUUGUGGACACUGUGAUUCAAGCUGUGGAAGCUUCUCAGGGUGUUCAAAUUCCCAAUCAUCAAGUCAAUCCUCAGACUGCCAAUCAAAUUGCUUUUAGUUUAGAUCAGAAUAGACAGGCAUACUAUCGGUUAUUAGAUGAGAGGAUCAAAGCCAUCGAAGGUUUUUCUACUUAUGGUAUGUAUGCUAAGAACUUGUGCCUAGUUCCUAAUGUGGUGCUUCCUCCUAAGUUCAAAGCACCAGACCUACCAAAACACAAGGGUUUAAGUUAUCCAAGAAGUCAUGUCAUCAUGUAUUGUAGUAAUAUGGCAUCCUACAUUGAUAAUAACGAGCUUCUCAUCCAUUUCUUCCAGGACAACUUAUAUGGGGAAUCCUUAGAUUGGUUACAACUGCAAAAUCAAGCCUACAACAAUGAACCAUUUAAAGAAUACGCUCAAAGAUGGCGUGAGAUGGCUUCUAGAGUUAGACAUGCGCUGAUAGAUGCUGAGUUGGUCGAUAUUUUCACGAGCACUAUUCAAGGUAUGUACCAUGAGAAGAUGGUUGGCAAUUCAUCGUCCAACUUUCCAGACAUAGUAACCAUUGGAGAACGCAUUGAGAAUGGGAUGAAAACUAGAAAGAUUGCUAGUGUUGAUAACCAGACAAUGGUCAAGAAAUCCCGGGGUUUUGCUAAGAAGAAAGAGACCGAGGAAAGUGUUGUGAUAGAAAAUGUCUACACUCAUAUUCAAGAACCUAUGGAUCAUGUGCCAUACUACCCGUAUCCAUACAUUGCCGCUGCUCAAUAUCAGCAACAUGCAUACCAACCUCAGUAUCAGCAACCUCCACAGGCUCCAGUUUCGCAGAAUCAGGCUUCAAGAAGAUCCUUUGUUUGGACAUUUAGCAUUGAUGUUCGGUUUGCUCUCACUUUGUGA